AUGGCCUGUCUUCACUCGUCGUCAAGCCACAGCAUUGUUAGCGUCAUCCACAAUGUUGGUAUUAAAUUGCGGCAGCGACGUGUGCGAGGUCCAGAUCCACUGCUCGUUAUCAGCUCAAAAUUCAGCUGGUCCAUCCCUGCAAAGAAAACAUUAGCCCAUCUAGUCGGUGGCCUCCCUCGAGGACGUCUUCGCAAGGGAUCCAUUCCUUAG
Strongylus vulgaris is the source of this 210-nucleotide messenger RNA. The record is from the annotation of a GenBank genome assembly. Lineage: Eukaryota; Metazoa; Nematoda; Chromadorea; Rhabditida; Strongylidae.